Molecule: messenger RNA, 1032 nt
Organism: Cyclospora cayetanensis
Lineage: Eukaryota; Apicomplexa; Conoidasida; Eucoccidiorida; Eimeriidae
Exons: 6
Coding region: 1-1032 (343 amino acids)
Source: RefSeq, a predicted model, not a curated record
AUGGGGCCUGCUACGUGGCAGCGAGAAUUUAUCGGCUCUCACGAAUCUUCUGUCUCCCUUCGUGGAGGAGGCAAGACGAAGGGAAACGAGGCAGAGCUUGCAAGAGCAAAACUGCAGUGUAUCUCUAGGAUUCUGGCCAUGGCGAGACUACGCCUGCUUAGCUACGGCAUCCGCAGGCUGUACGCGUACACCUUGAACGAAUCCGUAGCUCAGAACAUACAAAACACAAUCAAGAAAACAAGCAUGGAAUUGCGAAAAGAAGCCAUUACCACUGGAUCUGCACUCGUCAUGUCUUUCAUUCGGAUGAGUGACAAGGCGUCCCUCGUCAGAGCGUUCUGGAUUCUGGUGCUCAACUCCGAAAUUCAAAAUCAUGCACAAGAAAUCCAAGCCAAAAAUGAGCAGCUUAAAGAGGCGCAACAACAAGCCGCAAGUAAAACGCGUUCCGGCUACUCCCCGACAACCUGUCGGGCAUGCCAUGCGUGGACUGUGCUAUCAUCGGAAUUGAAUCAAAGCCAGUCUCCUCCAGCACGGCAUCCAGCGGAGCCUCUGAUAGGCAAUACGAAGAGUGGAGGGUUAGGUUUGGCACCUUCCCAAGGGGGUGGUAUUCCGCUUCCCGUUGCGUAUGCGCCUCACUACUUUCGCGAUCUUCCGUCAGCUCAAAAGCGUCGAAAUAUGUACUUCACCACUACGCCUCCCCGAGUGCCGCAGGGAGUCCAUCCAAGUACUGUUCAGAGGGCACGAGACUUGGCGCUCUCUCAGGAGACGUUCUUCCGGCCAGCAUCAGUGGCUGAGGGCUGGAAAGGCACUGGUACUAACGGCUUAGGAAUAGGUUUGGAACCUGUAGGUUCCGUUGUGGGAUCUCGCGCGAUGCCUAAGGAGACCAAGCUAGACGCAGCCAAGGAGAUUCUCAAGGGCGCUCUUGGCUUGCCUGCGACCACACCAGCCUCUCAACCCCUGACUGCGGCACAGAGGAAUGACGCCUAUAUGGAGCAGCUGCUUCGAGCAACAGACCAGCGCCUGAAGCUGCAGUGA